UCUCACCUUUAGGUUUAUUCCUUUUUUUUUUUUUUCAGGCUUCAACAUUAUUUUUGCUUUGCUCUUUUGACUGUGUUAUUGUGACGUUUCAGUUUAAAUAUUUCUCCUGGUGCAGAAAAUGUAAAAUGUAGUAGUCUUUCAUGCAAUUUGUUAUAAAAGCCUGGAGGUGGCAGUGUUUUCUAAGUGAUAAUUUAAGGUUGCAGUUUGUGGUAGUUGCUGAAAUGUGUAAUGUUUGUGAAUACUACUAAAAAGUCAAAGGACCCAACAGAUAGAUAAUGUGGCGUUCUUGUCCAUAAAAUCACUGAACUAGGAAGAGGCUGCUUCAACUUUUAUGAUGCAUUUUAAUAGAAAGCUAGAAAUAGUGGCAUUUCUUGAAGAUAGGACAGCUGAAGUUUUGAACUUGGCUUUUUAUUAGAAAGAAAAGUGGCAAAUUAAAUUCAUACUAGGUGUUUACUUCAGAAACACGACAAAACAUCCAGCCAGGCCAUGUCUUAAUAUUAGGCCUUGGCAGUGGGUAGAUUAUUGAUAUUUAAAUUUAGAUAAAAAUAUAACUUAAUUUAGAAAUAACCGUUUUUCUAUAGUAAACCUAAUGUAUGUUGUUGUUUAAAAAAAAAAAAAUCCAGACUCUACAAAAAGCUAGAAGAAAGAAAUCAAAAAGAAAAAUCACUUUAAUGCUGUCUGAAUAGAAUAAUUGUUAACAUUUUGGCAGAAAUGGAAAAUUUAUUUUGCCAAAACUGACCCAAGAAGAAAUAGAAGACAUCAGUUGUCUUAAGAAUGAUUGAAUUGGUCUUUCAAAAAGUCUACCAAAUAAGCAAAUAAGCAAGAAAACAGAUCUAGACAAUUUUCAGAUAAGGUAUUCUAAACUAUCUUCCAGCAAAGAGAAGGAGAGAGAGAAAGAAAUCUCCCCAAUUCGUCUAAUGAGUCUAGUAUAACCUGGGUACCCAAACCAGAUAAGGACGGUACAAAAAAGGAAAGCUAUAGGCUAAUUUUAUUUGUGAACAUAUAUGCAUAAAUUCUAAAUGAAAUAUUAACAAACUAAAUUCAUCAAUGUAUUUUAAAUCAUGGCUUAAUUGAAUAAAGGGAUGUAAUUAUAUAUGUAACAAGUUUUAACCCUUUCAUGAUUAAGGUUACCUCUAGGGACCAAAUACGUUUUCUGCCUCUGAAGGUUUACUCGGAAGCUGCUGCACCGCUGACAGUGCGUGCUGCCACAAGGCAGGGGCCUUUACGUUGUUUGAAACUGAAGAAACAGGCGUGUGUCGGAAGUUACUGUUUUAAUAUGAGAUGUCUGGAUUUUGGGAUGUGAUCUUCGUGGUGGGAAGCUAAGUUUUUAAACUAUCCCAAUGGAUGCAGACAGUGAUGUUGCUUUGGACAUUUUAAUUACAAAUGUAGUCUGUGUUUUUAGAACAAGAUGCCAUUUGAACUUAAGGAAGAUUGCUUUGGAGGGAGCAAAUGUAAUUUAUAAGCGUGAUGUUGGAAAAGUAUUAAUGAAGCUUAGAAAACCUAGAAUUACAGCUACAAUUUGGUCCUCAGGAAAAAUUAUUUGCACUGGAGCAACAAGUGAAGAAGAAGCUAAAUUUGGUGCCAGACGUCUAGCCCGCAGUCUGCAGAAACUAGGUUUUCAGGUAAUAUUUACAGAUUUUAAAGUUGUGAACGUUUUGGCAGUGUGUAACAUGCCAUUUGAAAUCCGUUUGCCAGAAUUCACAAAGAACAAUAGACCUCAUGCCAGUUAUGAACCUGAACUUCAUCCUGCAGUGUGCUAUCGAAUAAAAUCCCUAAGAGCUACAUUACAGAUUUUUUCAACAGGAAGUAUCACAGUAACAGGGCCCAAUGUAAAGGCUGUUGCUACUGCUGUGGAACAGAUUUACCCAUUUGUGUUUGAAAGCAGGAAAGAAAUUUUAUAAUUCAUCACUUAAUUGGUUAGAAUCCCUAACCGAGCACCUUUUAAAACCUGCUGCACAUUGGACUCAAAAGGAAAACUGGACCAACAGUAACUGAGGAAAUAGACUCUUUUAUUCAUUCAUGGCUGCAGUGUAAGCUUCAGUCCCUUUGGAUUUUAUUUCAAACCUUGCUGUAAUAUAAAAAGGAAGUUUACAAGACAUGACAUUGCUGCUUUUACAAAAGGACAUUCUAUUUAUUUUCGCAGUAAUUCUCAUGUCCCCAUAAGCAGAGCUGUCACAGUGUGCACUACCUUAAAUUGUUUUAUUUUGUCAUUGUUAUUUUUUUUCCAGUUUGAGCUAAUGCGUUUUAUUUGUGAAUAGUCUUUUACAUUUUUGUAUGCUGAACAUGGGCACCAAAGAACCUGUAAAAGUUAUCUUUUUCAAUUGAACAUGCACAAAUAAAAGUUUGGAAAUGAUCUCUCUUCAUAUCCAUUCUAGAACUUUCAUUCCCCAUUUUCUAUUUUAACAAAGAUUGUAUUCAUAAUUUUUUUUUUUAAACUAUGCAAGCUUAGACUUUUGCUAAAGUGUGUUGGCUUCUUUUUGAAGUGUAUUUUGUAUAUAUGUAUAUAUGCCAUCUGUGUAGUAUCUCUUUAAUGCUCUGUUACCAAAUAUCAAAUAAGAAUUUGUUUCUUGCAGAUUAGAAAUGCAAACAUGUAUAUAAAGUUGAGGGAACCGGAGUAGAACUUUAUAGGUAAAGCAUAAUGUUUUAUGUUGCUAAUUUAAUAUGAUAGAAAAUGUUAAAUAACUUUUGAAAGUUAAGAAAAUUGUAGUUUUUAAUAAGAAAAACCUUCUACCCACAAGACGGAUAUGAGGAAGAAACUGAUGGGUUGUACCUCAUAUGUACCUUUGUUAUUCUGGAAAGACUCAACUAUAGUUAUAGGAAAGUGACUGAGGUUCUUGACUCAUUAAACUUUGGUUAGUGCUCAAGGCUAUAUUAAGAGUCUUGUCAGAAGCUGAUAACAUUGUGCUGUUCUAACAAGAAGUGCCCACAAGCUGCCUCUGUGCCACGGUAUAAUUAUAAUAUAGUUCGACUUGAACUUGAAAGCCAUUUUGCGAGAUGUCUUUCCCCUUGCUGUGUCUUAUUUAAUGGAACUAAAGAGUGACUAUUCAGUACAGUAUAAAAAGUGGGAUUACUACUCUUAAUGUUAUAGUAAAUAUGCAUUUGUGAAGCAGUUUCUUUCUGGCUCAUCCAUGAGCCUGGAAUGGUAGUACACGCUCAAGCUGCAGCUGCGCUCCGUCAUAGUAAAACCAACAGUGAUUUUACCUGGAAAUAAGGCUGAGUGGAGAGUUGAAUUAGCUUCUCAGUAGAAACUUAAUAGAGACAAUACUCUAACAUAACCUUCCACCAAAACCUGAAUUACCAAAAUGUUUUGAAACCUUUGCGAAAAAUUAUAACAUCUUAACCUCCAUAUUUAGUGUAGUUUCCUUACCUUAUUAUAAAAUCUUGAAAAUUUAGUUUAAGCAUUGCACUGAACAAUACAUAUUAUUUUAUGUUUAUUUUUUAUCUUCUCAUUGCCUUCCCCGCCCCUGCCUCUUACGUCCUCAAAAGUGGGAAUCAAAGGCAGACUUUUAUUUUCUUUCUUUUAAAAGACUUGUGAUUUUUCAGACUUUAAUUGUCUUUCUCUUUUUUCCCAUUGCGUUUAUUUAUCUUACUUUAAAAUCCAGUAGGAUAGCUAAUCUCAUAUAAUACAGAGAAUAGAAUUAGAUGGAAAAGUUACAGAUUCUGGACUGGCUGUUUUAAAAAUCUGUUAUUAUCCACUCAAUUCUAAUCAACAGUAGCAAGUGAACUCCUGCUUUGCAGCAUUCACUCAAAAAAAAAAGAGGAAAGAGAAAAUAAAGCAUUGUAUUUCUGAGGUCCAUACCUAGAUGUUUUAACAUUUUCAGUAUUCGAGUGACUUGAAACUGGGUAGUAUCUCAUCAAAAUGCUUUAUCUGAAAAGAGAGGACAAACAGUCUGACCAGGUUCAGUUUCAGGGCGGCUGAGUGAGCAUCACCUGGCAGAGUGUCCCUGGGUAAGCUACUAGAUCUAACAAAGGUGGUAAGAAGUGAUCGAGUGUGAUGUCUUUUGCUGGCUUUCCACAAGUGCUGUAAAUUUUUUUAUAAAUAAAAAAUGUGAAUAUAUACAUACAAAUCAUAAGGAUUCCCCCUUUUUAUUUUUGAAAACCUAAAAGCUCUGAUUUAGGAGGGUAUUGGGUGAAAACAUCAGUUUGAAGACAGAAUUUGUUUAGUUACAGACUCAGAAAAAUUUAAGAACAUUUAAGAUACUAAAGUUGAAAUCACUGGGAACAAACCAAUUAUGUUUACAAUUUCCUGCCCAUUUACAUUCAUUAAUGAAUGGCUAAAUCAAGAAAUAGCUAAAAUAUAUAUAGCAUUUGAACUUCAAAGGAAACAUCUAAUUUGUUAAAUAUCUUAAAAUCUGUGAUGCUAGGCAAAGAAAAAAAUUUGAUUACGUCUUGAUUUUUUUUUUAAUCUCAGCAUAUAAUUCUACUGAAGAUUGAUGAUAAAUCUCUUUAAUUGACCUCUAUAGAACAGUUUCCCUUCUCCUACCAAAACAAACAAAAACAGUGCAUCCUCUAACUUGCAUAUGAAAUGUACCGUGAUAGAAUUAUUUAAGAUCUCAAACUUCCUUUAUGCAUAAUUUCCUCUGCCAAUUUUAAUUAAGAUAGUCCAUUUCAAAACCAGAACUUUUAGUCAGUCUUCUGAGACUCAGAUAAUACAGUUUCACUGUUGCUUACAUAGAUUUGUAAUAUUUCUACUUUGUUACCAUGGAAUGUAGUGGAUCAUAUACCUUUAUAUCAAACUGGGACAGUUUGUUCCUUAUUACCAAUAAGGAAAAGUCCAAGCCAAAUAAAAGUCUUCCUCUUUUUCUUUAAAGGUUUUUGGCUCAUAAGAUUGAUUCUUUUUUCUUCAGGUUAAUCGCUCAUGCUUUAAAUUUUUUUGUGUGUCUUCCAUAGCUCAUAAUAUUAGUAAUUUAAUGGGUUACUGCUUAAGUGGUUUGAGACUCUUCAUUGUGGAUUGUCUUAUCAUCAUAACCAAGUUCUGUUGGUAAAAUACUUUGCCAAGUCUUAAAAUUCAACCGGAGAAAUACAGAAGAUAGUAAUCCAUUGUUGUGAAAAUGAAAACCUAAGUUUCUGGUAUGGUUUGUGGUCUCUAUGUUUCACUACAGAGAACAGUAGUGAGGGGAUUGGCUUGAUGUCUGAAUGUCAUUUAUUAUAUCCGCAGUCAUCUGAGAGGCAACAUCAGUUAUAGCCAGUCUGCCAUAACCUGAGGUAGUGAUAUUCCUGAGGAGUGCUGAUAAUUGCAGGAAACUCUGGAUUGCUAUUAAGUUUUCAUGAAAGCCUUACAAGGAGAGAAUUAUAUAAACUUGAUUUAACUCAAACCUAAUUAGAGAUUUGGAUAAAUAACCUAACAGCCUGACCUCUUUCUAAUGUUUUACUAAUGGCUACUUUUAAAUAAAUAUGGUCCCAUGAUUUUGAAAUUGUUCUAUUCACAUAAGAAAAUAGAUGGGGAAAAAAAUGCUUAUUUUCUCAAUGGUUGCAGAACUAUUUCUUUUAAUAUUUUUUAAUACUAACAUGAAAUUAAUAAAACUAAGAUAUUUUGCAUUAAAUUAUAUUCAUAAUUCUUAAAAUAAGCAGUAUAAUCUUUGUACUUGUUGAAUUAUAACUAGGAAUUAGCACUAAAAUCCUAGCCAGGACCCUAUCCUAAUCUAGAACACUUGUGCAAUUAAAUUGUCCACAUUGUGUCCUGGUUCUUUUUUUUAUAAAAGAUCCGGUGCAAGUAGUGUCUUAGUAGACAGAAAGUGUAAGUGUUCAGACCACUUAGUUAUCUGAAUAAUAAAGCUGUAACUGGCAUCUAUACAUAUCUUAAGGCAAAGGUUGAUCUCAUUACUAGGACAUAGUCUUUCAAAGGCUACUCUGAAAAAAGGUGGGGAGCAUUCAACCAGCCGCUAUAUUUGUACGUGGUAUCCUGCUCAGAAAAAGGAGCCCUGAUGGCGCAGUGGUUAAAGCGUUGGGCUGUUAACAAAAAAGGUUGGAAGCUCAAACCCACCAGCCGUUCUGUGGGAGAAAAGA
Messenger RNA from Trichechus manatus latirostris (Florida manatee), 6006 nucleotides. RefSeq names its product TATA-box binding protein like 1 (gene TBPL1). The coding region runs from base 1341 to 1901 and encodes 186 amino acids. Gene Ontology annotation, biological process: DNA-templated transcription initiation. NCBI's taxonomy places the organism in Eukaryota, Metazoa, Chordata, Mammalia, Sirenia, Trichechidae. The record is from RefSeq and is a predicted model, not a curated record. The transcript is spliced from 7 exons. Gene Ontology annotation, molecular function: DNA binding; general transcription initiation factor activity.